CACGGCCUUAGCGUGAACGACCGGUCCAGAUAGCGCGGGCUCGAGAUUAAGCCCACGCACAAAACUGGCGGCAAGCAUGCAUGCCGUCCAGUCUGCACGUUCGCUUUUCAGUUCUGACAGCUUCCGAAGAUCUCUUAUCUAUUACUACUACUACUUCUACUCGCGACUUGACUCCGGAUUUUGCCUCUGGAGCUCCGCGUCAAUAUUCUCCCCCGCGAUAGCGUCUCGGCGCUUGCCGUGACGAUAAAUUUCUGAAGAAUGCUCCCCUGUCUUCUUCUUCCCCAAUUAUCCAGCAAGAGCGCUUGCUUGGUGUCAAAAUGGCGGACGUAAAGGAGCUUCAAUCUGUGGAAGUUCUCCAAGAAAAGUCCAUGUCAUCGGGGGACCCGGAGGCCAAUGCUAGAAUCAAGACCACCGCACAAGGCAUCCCUCUGGUCCCCCAGCCCAGUGAUGAUCCAGAGGAUCCCUUGAAUUGGAGCCAAUUCACCAAAAUUGCAGCUCUUAUGGUCCUCGCGUUCGAAUCAUUCCUGGUCAAAUUCUCGGCCACGUUGAUUGCUCCUGAUGCAUUGGAGCUGGCUGAAGAAUUCAAUGUCCCCGAGACAACCGCGACGUACAUCGGAUCUGUACCUUCCAUCUUAAACGCAAUAACCUCCUUCUUCUGGAUCCCGAUGAGCCACCGAAUAGGUCGACGGCCAGUACUUCUCAUUGGCAAUCUGAUGACCUUGGUCAGCGCGAUCGGGGUGGCUCGAUCCCAGACAUAUGCGCAGUGUUUAGCUUGUCGCAUGCUCAUGAAUGUAGGUGGCAGCGUUGGGUUGUCCAUCGGACCCGCUGCUAUUUCUGAUAUGUUUUUCUUGCAUGAGAAGGGGUCGCGGAUGGGUGUAAAUAGCAUUUUGCUCGUUAUUAGUCCGUAUGUGGGCGGUGUCGCUGGUGGCUCGAUUGCAUACAAUAAGAGCCUCGGAUGGCGGUGGUCCAUGUACAUCGCAGCCAUCCUGUACGCCACACAAUUCGUUGCCCAGAUCUUCUUUGUGCCCGAAACCAUCUAUACACGAAACGAGAAAACCAGCGCCGAGUCCAAGCCUUCCGACCGGAAGAAGUCCAUGUUCCUGUCCCGCAUGAAGUUUCGCAAACCAGUGGUCCCCAAGGAAGAGACUUGGGGCCAAACCUUCCGCAAGCCAUACAAGAUGUUCGCUUAUCCCGCCGUUGUUCUUCCGUCUUUCUGGUUUGGCGUCGCAAACAUGACUGAAGUCGGAAACACGGCCGGAUUUGCGCUCAACUUCGGUAGCAAGAGCCGCUUUCACUUUAACUUGGCUCAAGUUGGCUUUUGCUACUUCUCCGGUAUCAUUGGUGCCGGCAUUGGUGAGAUUUUUGGUGGGCCACUCUGCGAUAUGGUCGCCAAAUACUCCUUACGACGAGGUCAGGAGUGGAGACCGGAACGUUUGCUUCAUCUUGCGUGGUCUGCUCUCAUCACCAUCUCGGCUGGUCUCCUCCUGUACGGACUUGAACUCGAAUAUGGUGACAGCUGGGCUGCAGCCCUCACUGGAAUCGGUCUCUUCACUUUCGGACAGGAAGUCCUCGUCACUGUCCUGUUGACAUACAUGACGGAGUGUUACCCGGAAGAUGCAGCAGAGGUAGCCAUUGUCUUCCAAUUCUUCUUUGCUGUCCAGACAUUCCAUCCCCCUUUCUAUCUCCCUCAGUGGAUCAAGCAACCUGGUGGAGCCAAGGUCCCGUAUAUAGUUUUCGCAGCACUACCGAUAGUGCUGUAUCCCUUCUGCAUCUCGUUGUUCACCUGGAAGGGUCCGCAGAUCAGAAAAAGAGGACCUUUCUUUGUUCUAUGAGUUGCAUCGGGCAUGUCUUAUGAAUAACUUGCUUGCAUUUGCAUGAUACGGUCGUUUCGGCUUUUGAAUUCGCAUUGGAUCAUGUGUCAUCAGGGAAAGGGUUAAACGUAAAGAGAAAGAAAACCCGGGGAAGAGAAAAAAAAGAGAAAAGCCCAUGAUCGCGCAUUUGCAGGUGUCUUACGACUACGGUGCAUAUUUAUCUUCUUGCAAUAAUGAAUCUAUGGUGGGAAAAAUACAACGACUCAGAUAUCAAUAGGAUUAGCUGCAUCUCAAAAUGAUACCUUCUCUAUGGUCUCCUAGAC
Aspergillus welwitschiae is the source of this 2134-nucleotide messenger RNA. Its product is annotated as major facilitator superfamily domain-containing protein. The transcript is spliced from 5 exons. Gene Ontology annotation, biological process: transmembrane transport. Lineage: Eukaryota; Fungi; Ascomycota; Eurotiomycetes; Eurotiales; Aspergillaceae. Bases 318 to 1832 code for a protein of 504 amino acids. The record is from RefSeq and is a predicted model, not a curated record. Gene Ontology annotation, molecular function: transmembrane transporter activity.